CCCCCCGGGAGACCUCCCCAGGGAGACGUGGGGCAUUGUUUCCUUCCCCCCAUGCCCGGGCUGGGUGGGCGGUGCUGGCGGGGGGGAAGGCAGCGCCUUGCCUCGGUCGAUUGCUGCCCCCUGAGCCGGCGCGGGGGGCUAUGAAGCACCAUGGUGUGGUGUGACCGUGGGGUCCAGAUGCUGCUGACCACGGUGGGAGCCUUCGCCGCCUUCAGCCUCAUGGCCAUCGCCAUCGGCACCGACUACUGGCUCUACUCCAGCGCCCACGUCUGCAACGGGACCAACCUCAGCACGGAGGAGACGCAGAGCCAGCCCCGCAAGGCGAAGGGGGACCUCACUCACUCCGGGCUCUGGCGGAUCUGCUGCCUGGAAGGAAUCUACAAAGGACAUUGCUUCCGAAUCAAUCAUUUCCCUGAGGACAAUGACUAUGACCAUGACAGCUCGGAAUACCUUCUCCGUAUUGUCCGCGCCUCCAGCGUAUUCCCCAUCCUCAGCACAAUAUUGCUAUUACUGGGAGGACUCUGUGUCGGAGCAGGAAGGAUUUACAACAGCAAAAACAACAUUAUCCUCAGUGCUGGGAUUCUGUUUGUUGCAGCAGGACUAAGUAAUAUCAUAGGGAUCAUUGUCUAUAUAUCAAGCAACGCAGGUGACCCAAGUGAUAAGAGAGAUGAGGACAAAAAGAACCACUACAACUACGGCUGGUCUUUUUACUUUGGAGCUUUGUCUUUUAUUGUGGCUGAAACCAUAGGAGUACUGGCAGUGAACAUUUACAUUGAGAAAAACAAAGAGUUGAGAUUUAAAACCAAGAGGGAAUUCCUUAAGACUUCUUCCUCUUCCCCUUAUGCCAGGAUGCCAAGCUAUAGGUACAGGAGAAGGAGAUCCAGAUCAAGCUCCCAAUCUACAGAGCCUUCUCCGUCUAGGGACAUUUCUCCAGUUGGCAUGAAGAUUGCCAGUUCCAUCCCUAUGAAUGAAAUUUCUAUGUACACUCUGUCCAGAGAACCCUUGAAGGUUACAACUGCAGCCAGUUACAGUGCGGACCAAGAAGCCAGCUUUCUGCAGGUCCACAACUUUCUUCAGAAGGAAUUUAAAGAAGGACUCCACAUCAGUAUGGUUAACAGGAGAACAACGCCUGUCUGAAGGGUUUGCUUUCUCUCUCUCUCUCUUUUUUAAAGUGUCAAAACAGAAUGGAGCCUUCAAAAAAGAGAAGGGGCAAUUUAAAAUCCUUCUCAAAACAGAACUUGUGCUGGGAUAGCAAACGGAGACCUUGGAAUACUGGAAUGGCCUAAAAUUAUUGUACAUUCAUAGCUGUUUUAAAAGCUAUUUGGAGUUUGUUUCAUUAAAGUUCCCGGUGUCACAAGAAAGUGAAAGCAGCUCACGUCCCUGCAGUCUUGUAGUGUAUACAAUGUGUCGGAGAAACUGGAAAAGAGUUAGCUACCAGGGCGUUUUAAAGAAUUACAGAAGAAUUGCAGUGUGAUUUUUUUAAAUAAAGUCCCUUAAAAUAAUUAUAAUUCAUCGCCAAAUCCAAAGCGUAUCACAAACAGAGCUCUUCAAAACUACGAUCCAGUUUCCUUUCACACAGGGAAGAGGGAGCAGAGGUCUGUCUCAGAAGCAACUGCCUCCUCAAGAAAAUAAAAUCUAGAAGGCAAAACUAUUUGCAGCCAGCUUGUGCUACCGAACUGUAGCACGCCAAUGUACUGCGUGUUGCAGCAUCCUACAGUGGGCAAGCAACAGCGGUCAGUACUGCCUCCACUGUUAGAUCCCUGUGCAAUAGAACCAAGGAGCUGAUGGAGCCAAUGCAGAUGAAGCAGUGAGCAUAGGGUGGAUGCAUCCUAAAAUAAUGAAAUGGUGCGGGGUUAAAGCGCAAGCUGCUCCAACGUAUUGGCAAAUAUCAUUUCUUGCCUAAAGUUUAGAACACUUGAAUUGUCUCAUUGCUAAUAGACCGAGAGCCUGAUCCUCCCAGGUGCUGAGUGCUUCCUGCAUGUACAGGGUGCACCCUACCUCUCAGGAUCAGUCUCCUAUACACUACGUGUUGCAGGAACAGGAAACAGCUGGGCCUGCGGGAACCAAUACCUGUGAAAUUGAAGAUUCCGCAAGGGUUGCACAUUACUUUUUUCUUGACGCUUCACAAGUGCAACACUCAUGCUAGUGCAAGUUAAGGUAUCUAGGCUACGUGUGUAAGAAAAGGGAAAGCUAAUCCACUGAUCCAAUAUACUAUUCGGAGUGGUGAACAUUUCUGCAAAAUGCGGACUUAUAGGUCAUGUAAUGACAAUUUUAAAAGAUAGAACAAAAAUAAUUGCAGUUUACUAGAUAUUUAUUAAACUUUUUAUUAUGAAGAAGCACCCUGGGGUGCAAGUUGCAGUUGUUUUUGUGCCGAAACAGUGGUUCAAAGUAACAUAAUUUAUUCUGGAAUGAUGGAAUUCACUAAGUGCAGAGAGGCCCACAGGACCCUGUACGUAACUUACGGUGGGGAAAAACGUGGAUUUGUGGGUUUUGGUUUGUUAUUUGCUUUUUUAUGAUUUUUCUAAAAAGGGCUGAAAUAUUUUCUCUUUUAAAUUCCUAUUUCAUUUUUACAUUAGACAUUGUGAUGCUCUCCUCAGGGAAGGCGAGUAUUCUCUCUAAGCCAGCAGGCUGGAGGGUAUUCUGCCUCUUUACAGCCAGCGGAUUUGAUAAUUUCUAUGAAUGUCCAGAGAGAGGAACUGGACACUGCAAAGCCACAUUCCUGUGGAACUGGAGUUCACUGAAAGUUACCUGCAAGGCAAGAUUUAAAUUAGCACAAUUUCAAGGCAUUUCCUGGUCAGGCAGACAGACUGGAGUGACAGGGAGCUCUCACACAGUUUAAGGGACCCUGAGGAGAGCAUCAAAGACUUGUAGGCUGGGAUUUUCAAAAGACUCUAAGGGCUUGAUCGAAAGAUAAUUGAACUCAGUGGAAGUCCUUCCACUGACUUCAAUGGGUUUUGGGCCAGGCCUCAUGGAAGCUAAGGAUCCAGCUCCUUUGAAGAGACCAGCCCUAGGUCUGGUCUACUCUACAGACCUAUAUCGGCAUAACUAUGUGAAAAAUCCACACCCCAUAGCGACAUAGUUAUACUGACCUAACUCCCCAUGUAUACAGCGCUAUAUUGGCAGGAGAGCGUCUCCCACCGACAUAGCUACUGCUUCUCGGGGAGGUGGAUUAACUAUGCCGACAGAAGAGUUCUCUCCUGUUGGCAUACAGCAUCUUCAUUAAAGCACUGCAUCAGCGCAGCUGCAUCAAUGCAAGCGUUUUAAGCGUAGAGUUGCCCCUAGGUCUUGUCUGCCCUGAAACCUCUGUGGUGAAUGGUGGACUAAUGAAACAACAUCACACGAGCCAAAACUGUAAAAGUUAAACAGCUGAGGGUUGGAGUCCUCAGGCAGACUGUUUAAAAUGCUUUGUUUGUGAACCCCUACUUAAAGUCAAGGAUUAAGUGAUAUUUUACGUAAAGGGUGUCUUCGUUAAAGGUUGAACAUCCCUUAAUCUUCCAAUUAGGGCACAAGAGUUCCCUGUAAACUUGAGCUGAGUCCUGCAAAAAUCCAGGAGGAGCUGCCUUGGCAUUCCAGAUGACAGGAAUUAAAAAUAAAAAACCAGCAACAAAACCCACAAACAGCUCAGGCCUUCUCACACCAUCACAAAAAAGGAAAAUCAGAUACAAUCCCAAUUUUUAAAGAAUCCUCUCCUUGUCCUCUUUAAAUCCCAUUUAGGCCUCAAUCGAGCAUUUAAAGACAUGCUUAAUUUUGCAAGUAAUCCAAUUUAAGUGGAUCGGUGCAUUAAUUCCUCUUUAAGAGUUUAUGUGGCUCUAAAACUCUGCUAGGAUCCUUGUUUAAGUCCUCUGUACUGGGGUGAAUUUCACUCUGAGAGCUGAAUAGAAUGGAAUGUAGGGAAUUCGAAGCGUAUACACAGCUGUGCUUUAUUCUAUGGCAAGGCUUUAAAGGGAAAGAUAUUAAUAGCUUUUUUAAUUUUUCAAAUGCUGAUUUGAACAGGAGGGAUAAUUCUUAUCUACUUUCCAAUACAGAACUUUUUGAGGAAGAGGGAUGGGUGGGAGUAGGUGGAAUUAUUAAACAUCUUGAAGAGAAUUUUUUACAUAAAUCUUUAUGCUUUCAAACAAUAAAUUUCCUACCUUUUUGAGAUUUCUUAAUAAUUAAAAUCAUUUUAUUAGCUAUGAUAGAGGUAGAAAAUCACAUUAAAGAAAAGCAUUCUGUCUCAAUGUGUCAUACUAAAUGCUUAUUAAUUUACACCUAUUAUAGUCAAUGUAUUUUCAAGUACAAUUCCCCAGAAUUGUUUCCUAUUGUGUUAAUAAAGUAACAGUUAGAAAUUAGUCCUCAUUUGUAUUUGCUGUAGUUUAAAAAAGUCAUUCCCUUUCAAAUCAAGAGUUAGAGGUAGGUUGUCCGGCGGGCCAUGUGCCAAAGGUUGCAGAUCCCUGUACUAAACUCAUGGCCAUUGAAAAGAAAGCUGACAGUGUGAAGGUAGUUUUUGGUUUGGUUUGGUUUUUUUUAAAUCACCUUAUAUCAGUGACUGUUUGAAAACAAAAACUGAUUCAGGUUGAAGUAUGAGCCUUUUUCUAAAGUGUGAGUCAAACUUGCAGAACCACGCAUGUAUAUUUGUACUGUACAUCUACACUGGGUCCACAGAACCUCUCAGC
Molecule: messenger RNA, 4652 nt
Organism: Chelonia mydas (Green sea turtle)
Lineage: Eukaryota; Metazoa; Chordata; Testudines; Cheloniidae
Gene: CACNG4
Product: calcium voltage-gated channel auxiliary subunit gamma 4
Exons: 4
Coding region: 151-1137 (328 amino acids)
Biological process (GO): calcium ion transmembrane transport; neurotransmitter receptor internalization; regulation of AMPA receptor activity
Cellular component (GO): AMPA glutamate receptor complex; postsynaptic density membrane; voltage-gated calcium channel complex
Molecular function (GO): voltage-gated calcium channel activity; channel regulator activity
Source: RefSeq, a predicted model, not a curated record